CUUGGCUUAAACGGGAGUAAGAGAGACGUUUUUGUUUUUUGUGCGUUUUCUUCAUGGCUAAAACAUGCAGAAUUCCAAGGCCAAAAUGGACGAAUUCAAGAGCAAAUUCUUGGACAUAUUGCACAAACAGACGAACCGUCAAAUGAAAAUUCCUGCCAUGGGCUUUUCGGAUUAUUUCAUUCAAACGGUGACAACAGAUACCUCGCCCAGGCACGAAGCGGACGCCACAGACGCGGCGUCUAACUCUGCCGGAGAGUCGAACGCACAAAAGUCCGACCAGGAGAUCCUAGAAGGUAUCGAGCAGUGCUACUACAGCCCCGACAGCAAUCCACAGCUGUACGAGCUCAAGAAAGUUCUCAAUUAUGGCAUAGACAACGAGCUUAUCGAGGUCACAAUUGCACAACUGCGCACACAGCAGAAAGUUCUCACCAAGCAAGUGCUGCAAAACAUCCUGGAGCAGCGAAAUGCCUGCAGCAGCGAGUUCGCGGCUAUCAACGACACCCAAAAAAAGCUUGAGGAGUCGCUGUGGACGUGUCAGAAGGCGAGAUCCUACUUGAAUUUUGCCCGCACGAACCUGACAACCACCAGUCUAGAGAUCCUGGCAAGCUAUCGCAAGCGGGAGGUGCUUAAGGAGGUGUUGGACACACUGGUGGCAAUCAAAAAACUGAGAACCACAGACGUGGAGGUACAGAAACUGCUGGCGGAUCACAACUACAGCGCUGCCAUCGCCCUGCUGCUCCAAUGCAAGAGCUCCGCUGAGGCCUAUAUGCAGUUUAACUGCGUGCAAUCGCUCUCUAAAAAGCUGCAGGAGACCAUGCUUCUCAUGGAAUUUCAGCUGGACACAGUGCUUAAUGAGAUGGUACUUGGUUUUGAUGCGCGCAAAUACGCCAAGCUGCAGGAAGCUUACAAGCUGGCCAACAAGUCUUUAAUGGCUAUGGAUCAGUUGCACAUCAACUACAUAUCGGCCAUUCACUCGUCCGUGAACGCCGUGCUGCGUGGCUACAGCGAUCCCGGCCAGGAUGAUCAGGCCAAGCCGCUUUACGAGCAGCUCUGCGAACAGCUAAGCGUCGACAAGCUGCUUCCGUGCCUGAUCAGUCUGUGCAAGACCUUCUGGACCAUCCUGGCCUCCUACUACCAGGUUGUUAUGUGGCACAACAACUACAAGUUAUACGGCCAGGAAGAGGAGGAUUCCCCGGACGUUUAUAUCCAGCAGAAGCUGAAGAAGGGACAGUCCCGGGUGUGGAACGACAUCCUGACCAAGGUUUGCCUGUUUCUACAGGCAGCUAAAUUGACGACGCUUAAAUACGACCAGUUCAUUCAAGUACUGUCCGUGGUGCAGCGAUUGAAAAAAGUUGGUCAAGAGUUCUGCGGCGAGCAGUCGGAGAAACUAAUCGAGACAAUGCAGCAGCAGAGCGAGGAGUUCUUCCGGCGCUACCACAUCUGCUGCGUGGAGGAAAUUUGUUUGUUUCUGGAUAACGAGAGUUGGACGCAGGUAGACUCGUUUGCGCACAUUCUUCAAUUGCCUGAAUUCCGAUCGGUGCGGCACACUCUUAGACGGCACAAAUCCCCGACUACAGCUUUGUUAACCUCAUCAAACAACUCCCCAAUAAGCAAUAAUAACUGCGACGAGCUGGUUUCCGUGCACUCCCAAGAUGGUGGCAGCUCCAUUUAUGGUUCCUAUGGAUAUUUUCUUCGAUUCUCUGAAAAGAGUUCACCCUUUGACGGAGGACUGGAUGCGGCCAUGCUGGAGGAGGACAUCCUGUCCGGUAUAGUGGACGAAGCCUCCUGUUAUUUCAGCGAAGAGAGUGAUGACGAGCAGAAGAGUUUGCAAAGCAAGGAGUUUGACGACACCACCAAUCAACUGCUGGUUAACAACACCGCUCUCAAUGUACUGCGCUGUAUUGGUCGUUAUCUCCAAAUGUGCAAGCUCUUGCACUGCAUCUCCCCCAAGAUUGUUUCCUGUAUGCUGGAGUUGAUCGACUUUUAUGCAUAUGCUGUGCACGAAAUUUUUGGAAAGGAUGCGCCGGUAGCAACAGAUAAUAUGUAUACUCCUCGUUUGGAGCAACGGUUGCGCUCGGUGGAAACGAACAUCCUAUCUCAAAUUAAGUUAUGGCCACUGAAUUUUUCCUCACUGGCCAACAACGAACUGGCUAAUCCGGACACACUUUACGGCCUGUCGCAGCGCAUCGUGGCCGUGGAGGCGGGACGCAGCAUGCUCCAACAGUUCCAUAUCCUACAGCACUAUCUCAACCACCUGCUUCCCCAUGCAGAGCGUCCAUUGCUCUCCAACUACCUGGAGUACAGCGAUUAUAUGCUGGAUCUGGCCAAACCUGUUUAUACGUGCGUCACAUCCCGCGUCAUCGAUUUGUCAGCCAUUCUGGCUCAGAUGGCCAAGGUCAAGUGGGAUGUGAAUCAUGUGAUACACCAGCACAGCAGCUACAGCGACGUACUAAAUAGGAACAUACAAAGCUUUGCCAUGUGUCUGGAGGAGAUCGCAAAGGAUGUACCGGUGCCCAGCAAACACGUGUGGAAUUCCAUGGCCCAUGUAGCGACGCAUCUGCUGGUGGAAGGCUUUUCGAAUGUAAAGAAAUGCUCAGCUGGAGGACGUGCUCUGAUGCAGCUGGACUUUGCAAACUCCAUGUCGUUCCUCGAGCUCAUCUCGAAUCAAAAGUACCCCCAGCAUCGCUCUUACGUGGAUGUGUUCAUCAAGACGUACUACUUUGCGCCAGAGCAGUUCGAACAGUGGAUUGAACAGCAGCGCCUUGGCGACGAGUACUCCGUUAAGCAGCUGACCAGCCUUAUUCAGUGCAUUUGCGUAAGCGACAAACGCACAAGGCAAAGGUUGCUGCAAUUGCUCGAUACGGGAUUACCUAAUGGGAUAGCCACAUCGACGACGCCGGUAACCACGCCGCAGAAGAACAACCAUGGAUCCGUAACUGGCUCAAAUCUUAGCAGCGUUAUCUGAGUUCCCUCAAAUUAUUAUUUUUUUAUAUUUAUUUUGUUAUAACCCCGGGCUAACCUUGUUAGUAGAUCAAUCUCGUGACAUUCUCUAAGUGUAUUUAACAUUCCGUUUAGUGCAAAUUAACAUUGUGUUUAGGCUAAAGAUUAUACCUAAGUUAUACAGGCGAUCUCCGUGAAGUACUUCGUUUCAAAUUUCGAAUCUCCCAAACCUCCUCUUAAGUGCAAUCUCCUCUCUUUUUCGCUCUCUCAGAUGCAACGCAAUUGGCAACCUUAGUAAUUAAAAAUUAACAAUUGGUUAAUCUUUCACCGUGACUUAAGUACCUAGAGAAAGCAGACAUAUAUACACACAAAACACGUAUAGUUAAGAUGCAUAAAUACCUAUUUAUUUUACUACCUAUUUGUAAUAUUUAUUUGCAGCAGGAAACGGACAAAUAAUUGUAAAACAACUCAAAUGUAAUGGGCGUCACAUCAAUUUGAUUUGCACUCCACCCACGAAUACACACCAUUAACUAUUUAGUAACUGUAUCAAACUAACAAAGAUUACAUAUUUUGAGAUAUGCAUAUUACAAAAAGUG
This is a messenger RNA of Drosophila ficusphila, 3536 nucleotides long. It is a transcript of the gene Vps50, whose product is annotated as syndetin. The record is from RefSeq and is a predicted model, not a curated record. The transcript has 10 exons. Lineage: Eukaryota; Metazoa; Arthropoda; Insecta; Diptera; Drosophilidae. Bases 65 to 2965 code for a protein of 966 amino acids. Gene Ontology annotation, biological process: endocytic recycling; retrograde transport, endosome to Golgi. Gene Ontology annotation, cellular component: EARP complex. Gene Ontology annotation, molecular function: SNARE binding.